UGGGCUGAAAUAAUCCUCUCUAGCUCCCGGGGCACAGUCAAGGAAUUUUAAAAACAGAGGACUUUGUAACCACGAAAUACUCUGGGAGAUUCAAAAGGCCACAGAGCUCCAGAUAAAUGAUCGUUUAUCUUUCUUCUGAAGAAAUUGCCCCAUUGACAAGUUUUCACCGUGAACGCCAACCCACCCACCUCCAUCAAAGACAGACUCCGGGUAGAGGCAGAGUGGAAAUGUGCUUCUGGACAAAGCUUUCAGUGUUCUGGGUGCCCCUGUUCCUUCUGCUCAGCCUUUUUCCCUCGACUGAGACGGAAAACCCCUCAACUCUGGACAGCAGUGGCCCUUGGAGGCCAGGACCACUGGCAGACGUCCUACGGGUUCUCUCUGUUAAUGACCCCCCAGCCCAGAACUACUCGAGAAGCCUCGUCAAAACAUUGCUGGAGAAAGCCGGGUGCCCACGGAGAAAGUACGGAAGGCAAGGACACUGCAAUCUGUGCUUCGAACCAGAUGCCCUAUUACUCAUAGCUGGAGGAGGUUUCGAGGAUCCGCUUGGAGAAGAAGUGGUCCAUCGAGUUUCCCUUCUCCUGCUCUAUUACAUCAUUCACCAGGAAGAGAUCUGUUCUUCCAAGCUCAACAUGAGUCAUAGGGAGUAUAAAUUUUACCUGCACAGCCUUCUCAGCCUCAGGCAGGAUGAAGAUUCCUAUUUCCUGUCACAGAACGAGAUGGAAGAUAUCCUGGCUUUCACCAGGCAGUACUUUGACACUUCCGGAAGCCAGUGUAUGGAAACCAAAGCGCUGCAGGAAAAAUCUGGAAUCCUCAGCAUGGAUGGUGCCGAUGAAAAUACACUUCCUCAGUUGGCGGCAACCAUCAUCGCUUUGUCCCUCCAGGGUGUUUGUCUGGGAAAGAGACACUUGCCUUCCCCAGACUAUUUUACAGAAUAUAUUUUCAGUGCCUUGAAUAGUACGAAUACUCUCCACCUCUCAGAGCUAGACCAACUCCUCAACACUCUCUGGACUAAAAGUGCCUGUAUCAGAAAAGAUAAAAUCCAUCAACUUCAAAGGAAACAAAACAACCAAACAAUUCAUGAUUGGGACUACCCUAAUCUAUCUAUAUCCGUGGACCACGAGUCAGAUGAUGGUCCAAUUUCCUGGGAUCAGACUUGCUUCUCUGCCAGGCAGUUGGUGGAGAUAUUUCUACAGAACCGGCUUUCACCCAUUUCUAAAGAAGACUUUAAGCAAAUGAGUCCAGGAAUCAUCCAGCAAUUGCUCAGCUGCUCUUGCCAGCUGCCCCAGGAUCAAGCAGCAGAGCUGUCACCCACCACUCUGGAGAAAUAUGGCUACAGCACGGUGGCUGUGACCCUGCUCACGCUGGGCUCCAUGCUCGGGACAACCCUGAUCCUUUUCCACAGCUGCGAGGAGAACUAUAGGCUCAUUCUACAGCUGUUUGUGGGCCUGGCUGUUGGGACACUUUCUGGGGAUGCCCUGCUCCACCUCAUCCCUCAGAUUCUUGAUGUACAUAAGCAGGAAGCCUUAGAGUUUGGACAUUUCCAUGAAAGCAAAGGCUAUAUUUGGAAACUGUUGGCAUUAAUUGGAGGCAUCCAUGGAUUUUUCUUAAUAGAAAAAUGUUUUAUUCUUCUCGUAUCACCAAGUGCUGAGCAGGGCGUGUCAUUGGUUAAUGGGCAUGUGGGACAUACCCACCAUCUUGCAUUCAACUCUGAAUUAAGUGACCAGACAGGCAGAGGCAAAUCUGCUUCAACCAUCCAGUUGAAAAGCCCAGAAGACUCACAGGCAGCUGAAAUUCCUAGAGGCAGUAUGACUGCCCCCAACAGAAAAUGCAAAACCAUCAGCUUGUUGGCAAUAAUGAUCCUGGUUGGGGACAGCCUGCAUAAUUUUGCAGAUGGCCUAGUAAUAGGAGCAGCCUUCUCAUCCUCAUCUGAGUCAGGCGUAACCACGACCAUUGCUAUCUUGUGUCAUGAAAUUCCCCACGAAAUGGGAGACUUUGCUGUGCUCUUAGGCUCUGGACUGCCUAUUAAGAUCGCCAUCCUGGUGAAUUUUAUAAGUGCUUUAACCGCCUUCGUAGGACUGUACAUCGGCCUGGCCGUGUCAGCGGAUCCCUGUAUUCAAAACUGGAUCUUGACCGUUACUGCCGGGAUGUUCUUAUACUUAUCCUUGGUAGAAAUGCUUCCUGAAAUGACUCAUGUUCAAACACGGCGACCCUGGUUGAUGUUUCUCCUGCAGAACUUUGGACUGACCCUAGGUUGGCUUUCCCUUUUACUCUUGGCUAUAUAUGAACAAAAUAUUAAAAUAUGAGUUAAGAAUCUCCAAAUCUUUCAAAAAUCAAUGUGUGGCUUCAUUUUGCUUCUUAUGUUGUAUUCUACAGUGAUUUGUAAAUUAAAUAUUUUUAUCUUAGGCUGUGUGUCUUUCAGCACAUUAACUUAUUAACUUUAUAAUGCAAUUUUGUUUUGUUUAUAAUGCAAUAAAUGUCAGGUUGUCUUUAAUUAAAAUGUCAUCUUUAGUUUCCAACACUGUAAUGGAUUGCAUACCUUUUUAGUCAUAAGCUCUAAAUGAAUUCUAGUAAACUUUCGAAAAAUACCAUCUCUGUCAUAAAGGAUGUUUGUUUGCAGUAUCUGAAGUGGACAGAUGUCUGUUAGGAUAAAAUCUGCUGCAACUUCUUUGAGCUUCAAAUAUAUUUUCUGCGUGUAUGUGAGAUUAUAAACCAUAAACAAACUAAAUUACAAGCAAAUGUAAUAAAGUCUAGUUUUCAUGUGA
Messenger RNA from Phacochoerus africanus (Common warthog), 2762 nucleotides. It is a transcript of the gene SLC39A12, whose product is annotated as solute carrier family 39 member 12. Lineage: Eukaryota; Metazoa; Chordata; Mammalia; Artiodactyla; Suidae. Gene Ontology annotation, molecular function: zinc ion transmembrane transporter activity. The coding region runs from base 117 to 2303 and encodes 728 amino acids. Gene Ontology annotation, biological process: intracellular zinc ion homeostasis; zinc ion import across plasma membrane. Gene Ontology annotation, cellular component: membrane. The record is from RefSeq and is a predicted model, not a curated record. The transcript is spliced from 13 exons.